Molecule: messenger RNA, 1269 nt
Organism: Chelonoidis abingdonii (Abingdon island giant tortoise)
Lineage: Eukaryota; Metazoa; Chordata; Testudines; Testudinidae
Gene: CCDC85A
Product: coiled-coil domain containing 85A
Source: RefSeq, a predicted model, not a curated record
CCGGGCUGGCUUUGGGGUCCCCCGGCUGCUGCCAGGGCGGCCGUGGGAAAGGAGGUUGGACUUGGGCUGCCACCAUGUCUAAGGCGGCGGACAGCGGCGGGGCGGCCCCAGCCGAGGACCUGUCCAAGGUGUCCGACGAGGAGCUGCUGAAGUGGAGCAAGGAGGAGCUGAUCCGCAGCCUGCGCAGGGCCGAGGCGGAGAAGAUGAGCGCGAUGCUGGACCACAGCAACCUCAUCCGGGAGGUGAACCGCCGCCUGCAGCUCCACCUCGGCGAGAUCCGCGGCCUCAAGGAUAUCAAUCAGAAGUUGCAAGAAGAUAACCAAGAACUGAGAGACCUUUGCUGUUUUCUGGAUGAUGAUAGGCAGAAAGGCAAGAAGGUAUCACGAGAGUGGCAGAGAUUGGGCAGGUACAGUGCUGGGGUUAUGCACAAAGAGGUUGCCUUAUAUUUACAGAAACUGAAAGAAUUGGAAGUGAGACAAGAAGAAGUGGUUAAAGAAAACAUGGAACUGAGAGAACUGUGUGUUUUGCUGGAUGAAGAGAAAAGUGGUGGAGCAGGCAGCAGGAGUUCCAUUGACAGCCAAAUCAGCCUCUGCCAGCUAAAUGCAACAACUUCUUACAUACGAGAUGUUGGUGAUGGGAGCAGCACCUCUAGCACUGGAAGUACGGACAGUCCAGACCAUCAUAAACACCAUCCAAAUACUAGUCCUGAACAUCUCCAAAAAAGUAGGGGCGAGGGAAGCCCUGAGCAUCAAAAACAUAGGAGUGUUAGCCCAGAGCAUCUCCAAAAACCUAAGAGUUCUGGAAGUCCCGAUCACCAGAAGCAUCUAAAAGGACCAAGUCCAGAACAUCAUAAAAACGUUGGCAAAGCUAGUCCUGAACAGCAAAAGCAUGCCAGUAGUAGUCCAGAAACUCUUCCAAAGCACAUUUUAAGUAGUAGUCCUGAACAUUUUCAAAAACAUAGGCCUAGUAGUAGCCCAGAGCAUCAAAAGCACAGCAGUGGCAGCCCCGAGCAUCUUCAAAAACAUACAUUAAGUGGAAGCACAGAACAUCUCCAGAAAGUGAGGGGGACAAGCCCUGAGCAUCUCAAACAACAUUAUGGGGGGAGUCCGGAGCAUUUCAAACAUCUCAGUGGAGGCAGCAGAGAAGGUACCCUGAGGAGACAAGUAGCAGAUGAUAUGUCACCCCAUCACAGGAGUGUAUACAAUGGAAUGAAUGAUCUCGAAUCACCAAGACCAAAGGCUCUGCAGUCUUAACUAAACAACAGAAGAC